Molecule: messenger RNA, 1083 nt
Organism: Aureobasidium subglaciale EXF-2481
Lineage: Eukaryota; Fungi; Ascomycota; Dothideomycetes; Dothideales; Saccotheciaceae
Product: class II peroxidase
Exons: 3
Coding region: 1-1083 (360 amino acids)
Biological process (GO): hydrogen peroxide catabolic process; response to reactive oxygen species; cellular response to oxidative stress
Molecular function (GO): peroxidase activity; heme binding
Source: RefSeq, a predicted model, not a curated record
AUGGCGCAAACUGGAGCGGCGUUAUCCCGCCGUCUAGCUCAAGCAGCAGACACCAACGUUGAUACCAACGUUGACAAUGAUAUCGCAAGGGUCGGCCUAGGCGAUGUCAAGAAUGGCGGUACCACUCCUGUUGGCACAAGUGUAUACAACAUCCUCAUGGGGACGGAGCCUGGUGAUUCAGCUGUGGCUGGUUACAAGCCACCUGGUAUCGUCGGAACCAAGGCAUGCAAGGCUGACACAUGCUGCGUGUGGUGGUGGAUAUCACAGGCCAUGACCCUCGCCUUCACUGGACCCACCGGCCGUUGCAACAGUUUCGCUCGCGCAGCCAUUCGUCUGGGUUUCCACGAUGCAGGAUCAUGGUCAAGUUCUCUUGCAGCCAAUGGUCAAGACUUUGGAGGUGCAGAUGGAAGCAUUAUCCUUUCGGGUUCGGAGAUCAACAGAGGAGACAAUAACGGCCUGCAAGCCAUCGCAAAUCAAGCUCUUCUCUGGUCUAAAGUAUUCAAUGUCGGUGUUGCCGACAUCAUCCAGUUCGCAGCUGUGCAUGCAGUAGUCACAUGUCCCCUAGGACCUCGCACACGAGUGUUUGUUGGCCGCAAGGAUAGCAAGCAAGCCGCGCCCGAGAACUUGAUGCCUUCUGCUUCGAUGAGCGCAGACCAGAUCAUUAGCCUUUUCGAAGACAAGACCAUCCAGCCCCAUGAUCUUGCGGCUCUCCUCGGUGCACACAGUACCAGCCAGCAGUUUGUGACGGACAAAACAAAAGCUGGCUUCAGUCAAGAUUCAACACCUGGAGUCUGGGAUGUGAACUUCUACAACGAGACUAUACAACCGGGCACGAAUAGUAAAGUUUUCAAGUUCCAGAGCGACCUUGUGACUGCAAAUGAUUCGAGAGUAAGCGACGAGUGGCAUGCUUUCAUCGGAGACCAAAGCCAUUGGAAUGGAGACUUUGCUUCUGCUUAUGUCAGACUGAGCAUGCUUGGUGUCAACAAUAUCAACAACCUGACAGAAUGCACAAAAGUAUUGCCCGCUGAAAAGAAGACGUUUGCAGGGGCAUCGACACCAGGCCUUCUCGGUAAAUUACGAUGA